UUAGAAGAUCUUCUAUGAGUUCAUCUUUCACCUUGUCAGUAAUGCACCGUUGCAGUUCUAGUUCAACUAUAACAACAGAGUAUAAUUUAAUAACUAUUAUCAACCACUAAUAUUAUGUCCAAAUCUAAGGAAGACGACGUCAGAAUUCCGGAUGUAAUAAUUGACACUAAGAACAAAAAGAAGUAUCAGAAAUGCAGCUUUCUAGGAAAGGGUGGUUUUGCGAAAUGUUAUGAAAUUAUUGAUAUGAAUACCAAGGAGGUAUUUGCAGGAAAAAUUGUGUCUAAAAAAUAUCUUUUGAGAAAUAAUCAAAAAGAUAAAAUGACUCAAGAAAUAUUUAUUCACAAAGUAUUGAAAAACAAAAAUAUCGUCUCUUUUCAUAGUUUUUUUGAGGAUAAUAAUUUUGUUUACAUUGUCUUGGAACUUUGUCGAAAAAGAUCAAUGAUGGAGCUUCAUAAGAGAAGAAAAACACUUACUGAACCUGAAACUCGUUACUAUGUGUAUCAAAUUCUUGAAGGUACAUUAUAUCUACAUCAACAAAAUAUAAUCCAUCGAGAUUUAAAAUUAGGAAAUUUAUUCUUAAAUGAUGAAUUGGAAGUUAAAAUAGGGGAUUUGGGUUUAGCUGCUAAAAUUGAAUAUGAUGGACAACGUAAAAAAACAUUAUGCGGUACUCCAAACUAUAUUGCUCCUGAGAUUCUUAAAAAAACUGGUCAUAGUUUUGAAGUGGAUGUAUGGUCUAUUGGUUGUAUUAUGUAUACACUAUUAGUUGGAAAACCACCAUUUGAAACAAAUUCUUUGAAAGAAACAUAUGCUCGAAUUACGCGAUGUGAUUAUAAUAUACCUUCUCAUUUAAAUAAGAAUGCCAGUACUCUUAUUGAAAAAAUGCUUCAAUUUGACCCUAAAAAACGUCCUUUAGUUUCUGAAAUAAUGAAAGCUGACUUCUUUACAACUGGUUAUAUGCCUAAAAAGUUGCCACCAUCUUGUCUGACUAUGACUCCUCGUUUUGAUUCUAUUAACUAUAGAGAAUCAAUUUCUAAUCGUAGACCACUCAUUGAACUCAACAGUCCAAAACUCUCUGUUACUAAAACUAAAAUUGCUUCAAAACCUCAAGACCCAUGUUUUAAAUCACCAGUGUUAAAUAUGCCGAGCAAACCUAUUGGAAAUGGUGUAUCUAAAAUUGAUUGUAAAGAUUAUAUGAUUUCUCUUGAAAAAGAAUUGGGAAAUUUAUUAAAGUGUAAACUAUCUACAAUUAGAGUGAAAAAUAUGGAAGAAACUACUGAUCCAGUUGCUCAACCUUUAAUUUGGGUCAGUAAAUGGGUUGACUAUUCUGAUAAAUAUGGAUUUGGUUAUGAAUUAUCUGAUGACUGUGUGGGUGUCAUGUUUAAUGAUUUUACUCGAAUUGUACUAUUGGCUAAUUUAAAGGAUGUUCACUACAUAGAAAGAAAUGGCUCUGAACAAUACUAUACUAUUGAUCAUACGCCUCCAACACUGGAAAAGAAAAUGAAAUUAUUAAUGUACUUUAGGCGGUAUAUGAAUGAUCAUCUCGUUAAAGCUGGAGCAGAUAUGUUAGCUAAAGAUGCUGAUCAAUUGAGUCGUACUCCAUAUUUGUAUCAAUGGUAUAGAUCUACUUCAUCAGUUAUUUUGCAACUCACGAAUGGGACUUUACAAAUAAACUUCACAGAUCAUACAAAAGUUAUAUUGUGUCCACUAAUGAAUGCUGUAACUUUUGUUGAAGAAAAUAUUUUUCGUACUUACCGAUUUAGUACAAUUGCAGAAUAUGGCUGUAGUCCUGAAUUUGAAAAGUGCUUAGAAUAUGCUCACAAGAAAAUUAUGUCCAUAUUGAAAGAUAACCAAUAA
Molecule: messenger RNA, 1854 nt
Organism: Melanaphis sacchari
Lineage: Eukaryota; Metazoa; Arthropoda; Insecta; Hemiptera; Aphididae
Product: serine/threonine-protein kinase PLK1-like
Exons: 10
Coding region: 115-1854 (579 amino acids)
Biological process (GO): regulation of cytokinesis; mitotic cell cycle; protein phosphorylation
Cellular component (GO): nucleus; spindle pole; centrosome
Molecular function (GO): protein binding; protein serine/threonine kinase activity; ATP binding
Source: RefSeq, a predicted model, not a curated record